AUGCGCUCUUCCGACCACCUCGCCCCCGGCACAGCCAGGUGCUACGCGGGCUCCCAGCGAACGCGCGCGCGGCGGCCCCGCCCCGCGCUCACGGGCGUCCGCGUCUUCUCGCGCGAAGACCUGCGCAGCCCACCCUGCAAGAUGGCGCCUGCCGCGGGGGCUGGGGUGGCGCGUGUGCGCCGCGGGGCUCUCGGGCUGCCCGUCCCCCUGCAUCCCCUCGGCUCCCCCAGACCUCAGACGGCCAUGGCCACCUGGGCCCCCGCGGGCUGGGCCCGGCCGCGCCGCAUCGCCGCCACCCCACGCGCGCAGCGGGCAGCGCACCCGCCUCGCGGGGAGAAGGGAGGCGGCGGCCGCUCCCGGAGCUUCGGCCCCGGCGCCGCGCACGCGCACGUCCCGCUGCCGCUCAUUGUCCGCGCCGCGGGGUGGCCGCGAGGGCUCAGCCGCAGAGUCCGGACACCCCCGGCGCCCGGUACCCGGUGCCCAGUACCCAGCACCCGGUACCCAGCACCUAGCGCCCGGUGCCCAGUACCCAGCACCCGGCGCCCAGUACCCAGCGCCCGGUACCCAGCACCCGGCGCCCGGUACCCAGCGCCCGGUACGCGGUACCCAGUGCCCAGUACCCGGUACCCAGCGCCCGGUACCCAGCACCCAGCGCCCGGUACACAGUACCCGGUACCCAGCGCCCAGUACCCAGCGCCCGGCGCCCAGCACCCAGCGCCCCGUACCCAGCACCCAGGGCCCGGUGCCCAGUACCCAGCCCAGCUCCCAGCACCCAGCGCCCAGUACCCAGCAGCGCCCAGUACCCAGCGCCCAGUACCCGGUACCCAGCCCAGCACCCAGCGCCCAGUACCCAGCGCCCGGUACCCGGUACCCAGCCCAGCACCCGGUACCCAGCACCCAGCGCCCGGCGCCCAGUACCCGGUACACAGUACCCAGCCCAGUGCCCAGUACCCGGCUCCCAGCACCCGGUACCCAGCGCCCAGUACCCAGCACCCAGCGCCCAGCACCCGGUACCCAGCACCCAGUACCCGGUACCCAGCACCCGGUACCCAGCGCCCAGUACCCAGCACCCAGUACCCAGCGCCCAGCACCCGGUACCCAGCACCCAGCGCCCAGUACCCAGCACCCGGUACCCAGCGCCCAGCACCCAGCCCAGCGCCCAGUACCCGGUACCCAGCACCCGGUACCCAGCGCCCAGCACCCAGCCCAGCGCCCAGCACCCAGUACCCGGUACCCAGCACCCGGUACCCAGCGCCCAGUACCCAGCACCCAGUACCCAGCACCCGGUACCCAGCACCCAGCGCCCAGUACCCAGCACCCGAUCGCAGCCGCGGCCUGGAGCCGGCCGGCACGCUGUCCUUCGCACACCCAGUGGACAGCCACCCACCCGCAGCCUAG
Molecule: messenger RNA, 1398 nt
Organism: Erinaceus europaeus (western European hedgehog)
Lineage: Eukaryota; Metazoa; Chordata; Mammalia; Eulipotyphla; Erinaceidae
Exons: 3
Coding region: 1-1398 (465 amino acids)
Source: RefSeq, a predicted model, not a curated record